GACAUGGAACGAAAACGAUGGAAACCAUUUAUAGUUCAUCAAUAUCAUCACCACUUUGUGGCCUAUAUACUACAGUGGGCAGAAAAUAGUAUAGAUUCUGAGAAUUAAACCACCACCCAAAACACAGAAAAAAAAAAAAAAACAUUAUCGGAUCAAAAUUCCGACAUGGAAGUGCAGCUGCCGGGGUUCCGUUUCCACCCGACGGAACAAGAGCUUCUGAAUUUCUAUCUCCGGGGUGCUGUGAAUGCCAAAAAGCUCCGUUCCGACAUCAUCGGAUUCCUCAACAUCUAUCAGCAUGACCCUUGGGACCUCCCAGGGAAAGCGAGCGAAGGGCAGGGGGAGCGGGAAUGGUAUUUUUUUGUGGCUCGGGACAGGAAGCACGGCGGCGGGAAGGCGAACCGGACGACCGGAAACGGGUUCUGGAAGGCGACGGGCUCGGACCGGCCAAUUCGAAGCAACUCGCCGUCGGAAGGGAAGAAUAAGGUGUUGGGGAUGAGGAAGACUCUGGUGUUCUACCAAGGAAGAGCUCCAAGAGGGCGCAGAACAGAUUGGGUCAUGAAUGAGUUCAGACUCUCUGAUACUACUUGCACCUUACUCAAGGAGGAUGUGGUACUGUGCAAAGUGUACAGGAAGGCAACCUCCUUCAAAGAAUUGGAACAAAAGUCCCUGAAGGAAGAACAAGGAUACGCGGGCGCCGCCUAUCCCAGUCCCGCGUCAGGGGGCGACAGACUGGGGUACGAGGUCCCACAAAAGGACUUUGGGUCAACGUUUUUCCACGUCCCCACAAUAUUCUCAUCGGAUCAAGAAUCCAAUACCCAAAAAAUGUGUGCCAAACACGGUUUUGUGCAGCAGGAGGAGGAUGUAUUGUCAGAGGAAGUAGUGGGCUCGCUGGGAAACCUAUUUCAUCAAGUCCGGGACCGGGACCGGGACAAUUGGAGCCUGUUUGCCAUGUACUGAGAUAAUUCCGACCAUCGUACGGUCGGACCCACGUUCACUAAUUUUCAUAAAGCUGUUGGACGGACUAAACGAAUUGUUGUUAGAUUAGGUGCUGUCAAAUUGGAUGGGGGUACGUAGUUAAAGCACAUAAUCUGUACAGCAUUAUAUUUGUGUUAAUUAUGGAGGUCGGGGUGUAAUUUGGUGAUAAAUUAUAUCUCGAUCUAUUUAAUUAGGAGGUUUAAAUCAUGUUUUAAUAAAAAAAAUGUUGUGUUCAGUGGUCUAGUAAUCUAGUAGUCUGUAACAUAGUAUGUUUAAUUUCCUUCUAGCCUAAUCAAGUUGAGGGAAAUGAUCUAUUUAUUGUCUCAAUUGCCAAGCUAUAUUAACUAGUUGUCCCCUUUUUUUGGUUGAAAAAAGUGUGAUUUUAGUCCUU
Ipomoea nil (Japanese morning glory) is the source of this 1366-nucleotide messenger RNA. Its product is annotated as NAC domain-containing protein 35-like. The record is from RefSeq and is a predicted model, not a curated record. Gene Ontology annotation, biological process: regulation of DNA-templated transcription. Gene Ontology annotation, molecular function: DNA binding. The transcript is spliced from 3 exons. NCBI's taxonomy places the organism in Eukaryota, Viridiplantae, Streptophyta, Magnoliopsida, Solanales, Convolvulaceae. The coding region runs from base 166 to 957 and encodes 263 amino acids.